AUGACACUCACAAACAUACUCGAACAUGACAUUUCUACCCUGAACGUUGAUGAUCUGGAACAUAUCAUCAACGAACUAACCAAUGUGAUCUACUCUGCAUGUCGAGCCAGAAUGCAUGUUAAAAACCGGGGAACAAAGCCUAAGGCUCCUUGGUGGACGGAGGAGUUGGAGAUCCUCAAGCGAGAGGUGGUGGAUUUACACCAUCAGCUCCACGCUGCCAAGCGCCAGGGUAUGCCUCUGGAACAUAUUUUAGAAACGAGGAAACAAAAAAGGAACUAUAUGCCAACAAGAGGCAUUUUCGUGAGUUUUGCGAAUUGCAAACUAAUGAAAAUAUCUGGUCACUCACGAACAGACUCCUCAAAAAUGCCACCUCUAGCUGCCCACCAGUCACCCUCAAUAGGGGCUCCACCUACACCACAGACAGCCAGGAGACUGCCAAAGCACUCCUUGACCACUUCUACCCUGAUGACUCACCAGACACCUUAA
Messenger RNA from Parnassius apollo (apollo), 486 nucleotides. The record is from the annotation of a GenBank genome assembly. NCBI's taxonomy places the organism in Eukaryota, Metazoa, Arthropoda, Insecta, Lepidoptera, Papilionidae.